Molecule: messenger RNA, 1473 nt
Organism: Penicillium bovifimosum
Lineage: Eukaryota; Fungi; Ascomycota; Eurotiomycetes; Eurotiales; Aspergillaceae
Product: 2-5-diamino-6-ribosylamino-4(3H)-pyrimidinone 5'-phosphate reductase
Exons: 2
Coding region: 1-1473 (490 amino acids)
Biological process (GO): carbohydrate metabolic process
Molecular function (GO): hydrolase activity, hydrolyzing O-glycosyl compounds
Source: RefSeq, a predicted model, not a curated record
AUGACUACGGUAUUACUUUCCUUUUCAACACUGCUGCUAAGCGGACUCGCCGCAUCGCAGGCAACCCGUGCGAUUGACGGUGACUUCGCAGACCCCAGCAUCAUCGAGACCGACGACGGGUACUAUGCCUUCGCGUCCAAUGCCCACGGCGUGAAUGUGCAGAUUGCAAACUCUUCCGACUUCACCGCGUGGGAUCUCAUGUCCGGAUCAGAUGCCCUGCCAGGACCCUUCCCGUCUUGGGUGGCGUCCUCGCCCUCAAUCCGGGCACCUGAUGUGAUUCAAAGGGAUGACGGUAAAUUCGUUAUGUAUUUCUCCGCAGCGUCGAGUGAAGAUGCUAGCAAGCACUGCAUUGGAGCAGCUACUGCGGCCAAUGCCACAGGUCCUUAUGUGCCAGAGGACAAGGCGCUCGUCUGUCCCCUUGAUCAGGGUGGAGCAGUUGAUGCGGAUGGGUUCGAAGACGAUGGGGUAUACUAUAUCGUGUAUAAAGUGGGCGACGAUGACGCACAUGCCUCUUCGGUCAUGCUGCAAGAGCUCGAUUCGGACGCUGUCACUCCUGUCGGUGAUGCGAUCCCACUUGUGAUACAGCACGAUCAGCAUGCGACUGGUGACCAGCAUGCGACGGACAACCAUGCGACUGGCAGUGACGAUGUCGACGACCUCGGCGACGAUUCUGAGGACACCACCGACGACUCCCAUAUGACUGGCACUGAGUCAUAUAGGCGCGACACUUCCAACAUUUUCAGUGACGAUGUCGACGAUCUCGGCGGAGAUUCUGAGGACACCACCGACGACUCUCAUAUGACUGGUGGUGAUCCAUAUAGGCGCGACACUUCCAACAUCUUCAGCGACGAUGCCGACGACCUCGGCGAUGAUGCCGAGGAUACCACCGAUGAUUCUCAUAUGACUGGCAGUGAUUCAUACAGGCGUCGUGACACUUCCAACAUUUUCAGCGAUGAUUCUGAGACGACCGAGGAUGACUCUAUUGCGACUCGCGACGUCCAUGCGACCCGCGACGACAAUCAUGCGACUCGCGACGACCAUGAGACUCGCGACGACCAUGCGACCCGCGACGACGCUCAUGCCACCCGCGAUGAUGCUCAUGCGACUCGCGACAUCCAUGCAACCCGCGAUAACGAUGAGACCAGCGAUGAUUCCCAUCGGCCCAUCAUCGAAUCGCCAAGUUUGGCAAAGAUUGAUGGCACAUACUACCUUUCGUUCACUUCGGACAUCGACGGCUCGGACGAGUAUGAAGUGAGCUACGCGACGGCUUCCUCGAUCACCGGUCCUUAUAUUAAGGCUCACGGUCCUGAUGCUGAGUUGUUCGACUUCGACGCCGCGGAUGAUCAUGUUACCGGAGCUGGCGGUGUUGAUUUCUCGGCCGAUGGAAGCAAGAUUGUGUUCCAUGCUUUUGAGAAUGGCCACGACAUCGAGGAUGGACGUGCCAUGUUCAUUUCUGAUGUUCAUGCUACUUAG